CCGUAAUAUGAAGGGAAUCAAACUACACUUAACCGUGCUUAUGCUCGUGGCUUCUGUGCUGUGUGCAGAGGCGGGCAGAAGCCGGAAAGACUCCAGCAACCAGAACAGUUUCAGAAGGGCGGCGAAUGGGGUCUACCAGACACUGAGCAACAUCUUUGGAGAGGACAACAUAAGAGGCCUUUAUAAGUUCUUCUCGAAGACUACUGAGCGCUUUGUAUAUGGAGUCGAUGCUUUCCUGGACACCCUGUGGAAGAUCUGGACUGACCUCCUGGAUGUGUUGGGCAUCGACUCCUCCAACCUAAGCCUGUACUUCAGCCUCACCUCCCUCUCCACCUCACCGGCCCGGGCCUUGCUGCUGGUGGCGGCCGUACUGGUGGCCUACUGGUUCCUGUCCUUGUUCCUGGGGGGUUUCUUCUACCUGCUGCACGCUGUGUUUGGGCGCUUCUUCUGGCUGGUGCGCGUCCUGCUGUUCUCGCUCUCCUGCCUCUACAUCCUGCAGAAGUUCGAGGGCGACCCGGAGCGGGCGGUGCUGCCGCUGUGCUUCAUCAUGGUGCUGUACUUCAUGACGGGGCCUGUGGGGGCGUACUGGAGGAGGGGCGGGGGAGCCGCCUCGCUGGAGGAGAAGAUCGACCAUCUGGACACCCAGAUCAGACUGCUCAACAUCCGGCUCAGCAGGGUCAUAGAUAGCCUGGAGCGCCCUGGGGAGCUGUAGGGGGGAUAGGGGGUAGGUAGCCUGGAGCGCCCUGGGGAGUU
This is a messenger RNA of Hypomesus transpacificus, 753 nucleotides long. RefSeq names its product bri3 binding protein (gene bri3bp). Gene Ontology annotation, cellular component: mitochondrion. Bases 8 to 712 code for a protein of 234 amino acids. The record is from RefSeq and is a predicted model, not a curated record. Lineage: Eukaryota; Metazoa; Chordata; Actinopteri; Osmeriformes; Osmeridae. The transcript has 3 exons.